AUAGAGGGUAAGACUCAAGCUGUUGAUGAGCUAUUGUGAAGUAUUGCCUCUACAUAUCUUCUUUCAGUUCUUUGUUUAAUUUCUCUUUUGCAAUUUCACCACAUCUAUAUACCAUAUGGCUUUUGAAAAAGAAAACAUGGAAGUUAAAAUCUUGUCCACAAAGUUCAUAAAACCAUCUUCACCACCUCCAAAUCACCUCCAAAAUUACAAGUUAUCAUUCUUUGAUCAAAUAGCUGAUGAAACACAUUUGCCUCUUGUUCUUUUCUAUCCUCCUACCAACAACACCAACACUUAUAAUGAAGAACAACUUGAGCAAUCCUUAUCUAGAAUUCUAACCCAUGUUUAUCCAAUUGCUGGUAGAUUUACCGAGGAUGACUCGAUUUACUGCCAGGACCAAGGGGUUAAAUUUGUAAAGGCCAAGUUAAAUAGUAAGCUCAAUGAAUUUCUUGAGAAAGCACACGAGGAUGUCAACCUUGCUUUGCUUUGCUGGCCUCAAGAUACUUGGGAUGUGGAUGAUACUAACAUACUCAUCAUGCCAAUUGUCAUUGUGCAAAUCACGGAAUUCGAGUGUGGUGGCUUGGCUCUAUCUAUGAGCCACGCGCACACUGCGAUGGAUGGUUUCACAACUUUCACUUUUGUUCACGAGUGGUCCAAAGUGUGCAGAUUGGAGAUUCCUAAAGAGAAGAUCGAUUUUCUGAGAUUUAAUUUGGCUGAAGUUUUCCCACCAAGAGAUUUAUCGAAACUUCUCUUGCCUCGUCUCCCCCACGAUAAUCGUAAGGACACUAAAUUAGUAGCCAAAAGGCUAUACAUCAAUGAGGAUUCUAUUUCAAGGCUCAGAAAAGAAGUCGGAGAUUUAUGCUUUAAGCCCUCAAGAGUUGAGAUGAUCAUAGCCCUACUAUGGAGGGCUUUGAUCCGUGCUUCAGAGAAGAAGCACGGACAUCUGAGACGUUCCCUAAUAGGCGUCCCAAUAAACUUGCGAACUAAGUUGAUUUCUUUACCUCAAGUAGAAAAAUCUUUCGGGAAUCUUGUAAUUGACGCCCCGGUAAAAUUUGUACCUGGGGAGAACAAGAUGGAAUUGCAGAACUUUGUAGGGUUGAUUCGUGACACGGUGAAGGAAACUAUUAUUGCUUGUGACAAGACUUCAACGGAGGACGUAGUGUCCGCGGUGGCAAAUAUAUAUAAUGCAAGUUUUGUAGCACAAGAAUGGGGAGGAAAUGAAGAAGUUGAUAUGUACACAAGUUCAAGUUUGUGUAGAUUUCCUAUACAAGAAGCUGAUUUUGGUUGGGGAAAUCCAUGUUUGAUGCAUUUUGGGUCAAGGCAUAAUCAGUAUUGCUGGUUGUAUGAUGCAGAAUGUGGAAAUGGGGUUUGUGUGCAAGUGGACUUGAAGGAAACUAACAUGCAUUUAUUGGAGCGUGACAGUGAUAUCAAGGCUUUCUUUGAGUUUUAGAUUCGUAAAGGACUUUUUUCUAUUUGGUAUUUUUGUUAAUGAGUUGCAUCUGUUAUAUAUCUUGUUGGAACUUCAUUUGUUCGAGAGUACUAUUUUUUGUCCUGAUAAAACAAAUAUCAGGAAAGAUUGGUGUAAUUUAUCCUUUCAGGAAAAAGGAUAAUUCAGAUUUAUAAAGGUAUUUAAUUUUGUUCA
Messenger RNA from Lycium ferocissimum, 1639 nucleotides. Its product is annotated as acetyl-CoA-benzylalcohol acetyltransferase-like. The coding region runs from base 116 to 1447 and encodes 443 amino acids. The record is from RefSeq and is a predicted model, not a curated record. The transcript has a single exon. NCBI's taxonomy places the organism in Eukaryota, Viridiplantae, Streptophyta, Magnoliopsida, Solanales, Solanaceae.